ACGGGGGUGCGUUCUUCUUUUUGCUUCGGUAGCAUGGUGCCUUCAAGAAGAUGAGCCCGGCGCUGGAAAUAAAGAGUGCUAAGCUCCUCCAUCCAUGACUUUAGACAAGAGAAUAAACUAUUGCACCAACUCAUCUAUAAUUUGUUUUCUUAAACCUAAGCUUAAAUAAAGUCAUGCGGAUUUCUUAACAUUCACACAACAGCAAAGCACUUUUAUCACAGAGGGUCAACGAUUGCGACUAUCGCCCGUUUACAUGCGAUACAGUUGCACAAAUAUUUACCUGUUUUGGGUGACAUUGGUCUUCAGUGCACACACGUUGACGUACGAUUCCACGUGAAAGUUGUAGCUUCGUUCGCAGCUUCGUUUCGUUCCCGAUCGUCCUGCAUAAAAUUCGUGUACGCUCCGCUCUGACAGCGAAGGUAAUACGGCAAGGUCGUUCUUCCAUCUAGUGAUGGGAAAAAUUACCUUCCCUGAAUGGUGCGACAUCGUUGGGAGCGAUUGCUCAAACGGGUAACACAAAAUGCUGCGCAGACGUUUCUUCACGUCAAGAUAAAGCCACAGAACAAAAACCAACUUGCAUAUCCCUAUCGCAUCCGCAUGUGCACUGAGUUUUUUUUGUGUGUUUGUAGUGUUUUCAUGCACAAUGGCGGCGCUGCACAGUGUUCUGGAGUGAACUCCAGAACAAAGCUCUGGAGUGAACACUUCAGAGGUUUUCACAGUGUUGCUGGCAUUUAUGCAACUCGUCUGUUCUGUAGCUGGACUGGGCAUUCCAUCCCGCUGUAUACCUGCAGCCGCCACGUCGGCCGUUGGGCACUCGCCCGUCGUGUCAAGACAAGCGCCGCUUCUCUUGUAAGGUAUAGGAGCGUCUGAGACAUCGCUUCCUUUUCUUUCUUUCGGCAGAGUCCUGCUAAAGUAUUUCGGCAAGUUCGGGAAUACGGUGGGCACGGCGUCUUCCGAGAGGGCAGGAAUGCGACGCGGUAUCAAGACUUCAGCCCCAUUAAUAAUGUCCUUGAAGUCGCGAACGAUAAACCUAGAUGCAACAGAAAAAAAAACAGACGGUGGUGAUCAGAUUGAGCUAGCGUGAAAGGCCUCGUGAAUAAUACUAGGAUGGACAUGCCGCGAGGAUGUUGUGCAGUGCGUUAUGUAUCCAUAAAUAGCGCGCCGGUAACACGUGCAGCAGUUUUUUUUUAUCCACUUUCUACCUACCAAUAACCCUCGCCCACAAUCCCAACUAAAGAUUUUGGCUACGUACCGUGAGUCGAAGUUCUUUUCACAAACUGCCGAGUUCUCCUGCAAUGCUUUGUCGGCCCUUGGGAUCGCUCGAGCCCAUUUGGUAAACGCUUGUUUGCAGGCAGGGGCACGGAAGAGAGAUACUUUUUUCUGAGGUUUUCCUGUACCCAAUAUCACAUCCAGGCACAAAGCACCAACGCUCCGUCUUGUUUUUCGCAGCCUACUGCAUCUCACCCUCGAAUAAGGAAUGUCGCGAAGAACACUCUAAAACAGGCGACGAGACCAAUUGACAGCGGAGGCACGGAGGCGCAGGCCAGCGCGUCUAAAGGCGGAACCGCAUGGCGCGAUUUCAGGCGCGAUUGACGCGCGGAUGGUGGGACGCGCGCGUCAUUUUGACGCGUGCCCAGCAGGAUCCAUCACGAAAUCGCGCCGCCGCGUGCUGCUGCUCGGAGUAGAAAAAAACGCGUCGCGCGCGCGCGUCCACCAAUCAGAGUUCAGGUAAGUCACGUUUUUUUGCCACCAGAUGGCCCUGGUCUCUGCGCAUCUCGACGGAACCUCCGUGGAGCAUUUUUUUUUUUUCUCCGCAGAACUGGCGCGUGCGUCAAACAAAAACACGUGCUUUCGUGAUUUCGUUCGCGCAUUGUGAUGGACAAGGCAACCUUCAACGAGGCCCUCAUAACCGAAGUUGAGAAGCGUCGCGUCCUGUGGGACGUACGCGACAGGAACUACAAGAAUAAUAUGAAACGGGACCAGGCUUGGCGAGCAACAGCAGAUGCCCUCAGCGUAGACGUGACGCAAGUAAUGAAGCGGUGGAAAUCUCUACGCGACACUUUCAUGAAAAAACGCAAAGAAGUGACAACAACGAAAAGUGGCGCCGGCGCGGACAGUGUUUUCAGUGUGCGGUGGCCGCAUUACAACCAACUACUGUUUCUCCUUGACACAAUGGAAUAUCCUGAGACAAGCGGGAACCUCGUGGAUAUUCAAGACAUCGACUCAUUCGACGAAACAAGCACCGCAUAUCUUCAGACUGAAAGAACUGGCAUCAUAGACAUUGAAGCCAAUCUGGUUGCUAGCAACUUUCCUACCUCCCCUGGGCAGGAAGAUGGGAGUGGAUGCUCCAGCCCCACGUCAGCGCCAUCACCAGCCAGCAGCGCAUCAUCUGGUCCACAGAAAAGGAAACGGGGCCAUGACAAGGUCUUUGAAAAAGAAAUAGGAAUCCUGGGAGAAUGGGCUUCUAAACGAGCCGACGCUUCUGAACUAUUCGGGCUUUUUAUAGGGGACAAGCACAGACGAGUCCCCCAACAUCUGCGAGGACAAUUUGAGUUGGAACUACUGCAAGUUGCUGCUCGUUAUGUGGACAAUCAGUAAAGCUGUCAGUGAAUAACGGGAAGUUGUCAGUCUCUUUUGAAAAAGGAAGUUUGGCAAACAGUGAAAAAUAAAUUAGUUAAAGAAACAUUUA
Molecule: messenger RNA, 2689 nt
Organism: Dermacentor andersoni
Lineage: Eukaryota; Metazoa; Arthropoda; Arachnida; Ixodida; Ixodidae
Source: RefSeq, a predicted model, not a curated record